UGGUGUCACCUCGUCAAUCGUCCGGGUCGCUGCUGCCGCCGCCGCCGCCGUUGCUGCUGCUGCUGGUGGAGAUGCUGCUGCAGAGAUGGAGCUGAACCACAAAAACAGCAAAGUAUCGGGCAGAGUUUGAAACAAAGGGAGGGGGCUUAGCGUUAGUUCUCCAGCUGAACUGAUCGCUGGAGGGAUUUGUGUUGAAAAUAAGAUAAGUUUUUUACAAAAACAUAUCGGUUGAAGAUGAAGCUGCUGAAGCCGAGCUGGGUGAGCCACAACGGCAAACCCAUAUUUUCAGUUGACAUUCACCCUGAUGGGACAAAAUUUGCAACUGGUGGGCAAGGGGAGGAUUCGGGGAAGGUGAUGAUCUGGAACAUGGCGCCUGUCCUCCGAGACGAGGAUGAGAAGAACGAGAAUAUUCCCAAGAUGCUUUGCCAGAUGGACAAUCACUUAGCGUGUGUGAACUGUGUGCGCUGGUCCAACAACGGGCUGUACCUGGCAUCCGGAGGAGACGACAAGCUGGUCAUGGUGUGGAAGAGAGCCGCCUUCAUCGGUCCGAGCACGGUGUUCGGGUCGAGCAGUAAGCUGGCCAACGUGGAGCAGUGGAGGUGUGUCACCAUCCUGAGGAACCACACUGGAGAUGUGAUGGACGUGGCGUGGUCUCCUCAUGACGUGUGGCUGGCUUCCUGCAGCGUCGACAACACCAUCGUCAUCUGGAACGCUCGUAAAUUCCCAGAGAUGGUGACGUGUCUUCGGGGACACACCGGGCUGGUCAAAGGCCUGACGUGGGAUCCGGUGGGGAAAUACAUCGCCUCCCAGGCCGACGACCACAGCCUCAAAGUGUGGAGGACGGUGGACUGGCAGAUGGAGGCAAACAUCACCAAACCCUUCAGUGAGUGUGGUGGGACGACACACGUCCUGCGUCUGUCCUGGUCUCCAGACGGUCAGUAUCUGGUCUCGGCUCACGCCAUGAACAACUCCGGCCCCACCGCUCAGAUCGUGGAGAGAGACGGCUGGAAGACCAACAUGGACUUUGUGGGCCACCGUAAAGCCGUCACCGUAGUGAAAUUCAACCCAAAGAUUUUUAAGAAGAAGCAGAAGAACGGCAGCUCUCCGAAGCCCAGCUGUCCGUACUGCUGCUGCGCCGUCGGCAGCAAAGACCGAUCGCUCUCCGUCUGGCUGACGUCUCUGAAGCGCCCCCUGGUGGUCAUCCAUGAUCUGUUUGACAAAUCAAUUAUGGACAUUUCCUGGACUCUGACAGGUCUGGGGAUGUUGGUGUGUUCGAUGGACGGUACUGUGGCCUACCUGGACUUCUCAUUAGAUGAACUGGGAGACCCUCUGAGUGAGGAGGAGAAGAACACCAUCCAUCAGAACAUCUACGGUAAGAGUCUGGCUAUCACCAGCACCGGAGCCCAGCUCUCCACCACCAUCAUCGAGAACCCAGAGAUGCUCAAAUACCAGCAAGAGAGACAGAACUCGGCCCAGGCCCACUCGGGACCGGUCGGCGCCGGUCCCGAAGCCUCCGCCCCCAAACUCAACAGCGUCAUGAACGGAGAGUCUCUGGAGGACAUCAGGAAGAACCUUCUGAAGAAGCAGGUGGAGACGAGAACCGCCGACGGCAGAAGACGAAUCACGCCGCUGUGUAUCGCUCAGCUGGACACGGGGGAUUUCUCGCCGGCUUUGUUCAACAGCGCUCCCAUCCUGCCUUCGGGAUCCUCCAUGUCCAACCAGCUCACCUCCCAGCUCAGCUCUGACUCCAGCCCAGGACAGGCCUCCUCUCUGGGGCUCAGGCCCACACACGACCCCAUGCUCAACCUGCCUCCACCCAACAGCACCAGCAAGGGCCUGGAGGACAACAAGGACGGUUCGAAGUCCAACCUGCUGCUCACUUCUGCCUCCAAGAUCGAGCCAAUGAAAGCUCUGGACUCCAGGUUCACAGAGAGGUCAAAGGCGACGCCGGGCGUCACAGCCGCCAUCACCUCCACCACGGGACUCUCGCCUCUGGACAGGACAAAAGACGGCAUCUCCGCCCUCAAAGACAUAAAAACCAAAGAAGACACCAGCAGCGACAGCGAGGACAAGAUGGCCGCCAUCAACAAGAACCUGGCGUUCACCAAGAGGAAACCCGAGAUGCUGAUGGACGGAGGCGAGGUGGUGGAGAAGAGGAAAAAGGGACGACCCAGGAAAGACAAGAUGGCCACUCCUGUCGCCCAACCCUUCACUCAGAUAACUCCUCCAGCAGAGCGGGAGUCCAGCAGGGUGGCAGCUCCUCCAGCUCCCGCAGCUGUUCUCAAACUCCCGACGCCGAGCAUCCAGAAGGCCUUCAGCCUGCAGGUGAGCAUGGAGCCCUCGGUGUUCCUGGAGGUGGAGAACGAGGUCUCGGUGGUCGCGGGUACGAAGCUCAGCCAGCUGCGAUGCUCCAGAGACGGACGAGACUGGAACACGCUGCUGCCCAGCUCGGUGGUCACCGCUGCAGGGAGCAGUGACGUCAUAGCCGUCGCCUGUCAGGACAGGAUGUUGUCGGUGUUCUCUUCCUGUGGGCGUCGGCUCCUUCCUGCCAUCCAGCUGGCCACGCCCGCCUCAGCCCUGCACUGCUCCGCCCACUUCGUCAUGGCUCUGACGGCCGGAGCGACGCUGUUCGUCUGGGACGUUCAGAAACAGAAAGCUCUGGUGAAGAACGAGUCUCUGCUGACUAUUUUAUCUGGCGCUGACAUCACGGUGUCUCAGUCCAUGCUGACUCAGCAGGGAGUUCCAGUCAUCGGUCUGUCCAACGGGAAGUCGUACUGCUUCAGCUCCUCACUGGAGACGUGGACGCUGAUAGCAGAUAAAGGAGACUCUCUGGUCCAGUGCGCCGACUUCAGGAGCUGCCUACCUACCCAGGAUGCACCUGUGUCCUCGGGGCCACUGGCCGUCAUGCAGGGACGCAACCUCAACGCUGGCCGGCUGGCGUCCCGGCUCUCCUCCACCCCUCACCACCUGCAGCAGAGCAUGACGCUGGCCUUCCUGGAGAACCAGCUGGCGUCCGCUCUGACUCUGCAGUCGGCGCAGGAGUAUCGCUACUGGAUGCUCAUCUACGCCCGAUUCCUCGUCAACGAAGGCUCAGAGUAUCGUCUCCGAGAACUCUGUAAGGAGCUGCUAGGUCCUGUUCACAAAUCAGCUGCUACAGCCUGGGAGCCCACCACGCUGGGUUUACGGAAGCGGGAGCUGCUGCGGGAAGUGUUACCCGUCAUCGGUGAAAACCUGCGAUUCCAGAGACUAUUCACCGAAUACCAGGAUCAGCUGGAGCUGCUGCGCAACAAAUAACACACACACACACACACAUACACACACACAUAUAUAAACAUAUAUACUGCCAUACACACACACACAGACAAACACACUCGGACUCAUCAUGAAACCAGUUCGGUUCAUCCCGGAUUAGCUCGGCUCGGCUCGGCUCGGGUAAAUACUGACUGCUUUCAUCAACUUUGGGAAGCUUGGAAGGCUGUCCUGGCUGAGACCUGAACAGGGAGAACUCUAAUAACAGCCAGUCCACAGAUUUUCAAGCGCUGGGACUUUUCAGUGCUGUGGUCACUGGGCAGAUGUGGGUGCUUCUUUCUUUUUUUCUAAUCACGAUUUUUUGGUUUGAACAGUUGUCUUUUGUCUUUUUUUUUUCCUGCUAAAUGUGUUUCUUCUCCUGACCCUACGCACCUCUCUCCCGCCCUCCUAAUCAUGAACUUAAAUGAUUCACUCAAGAGAGACGGUGAUAGAAAAGGUUCGGUUCCCGUUAACUGCCAUAAUUCAGCAUCAGCAGCUGUGUGUCCGGUUGAAUCAUAAUCCAGUCUGUUUUCUGCCCUCAGACAGAAAGAGCAGAAGUGGGGAAAAAAGACAAAAUAUGAGUCAUAAUGGAUGUAAUGAAGCAAUACGCUUGAACCAAAGUGAUGCCUUUUAAACGUAGAAAUAAGAAAAACACACCUGCACAUGCGAAGAGAAGGAAAUGAAGGGCAUUCAAAGAUUCAACCGGGGGGUUUUUUUUUUUAAGGCUGCCGAUUAGCCGACGUUUUCUGAGUACGUCGUUUUUAAAAGCGGCAGCGAAGCAGAAAAAAAAACUGCCGCUACUACUGAAACCCAGGACGGACCACGGAGGAAAUGGAGUCUUUUUUGUGUCCAACUUGCAGCUGAUUCGAACCCACGAAAGCGUUCACACACACCAGUCAGAAGAGCACUUAAAGCAGCUCACGUAUGAAAACUCUUUUUUGUGCGUCUUUUUAUUGUAUUGUAACGAUUUAUAAAAAAUCCAGGCGAAACUACUAACAAUUUAACCAUCAAACUCUUGAAUACUUGCUUCUCUUCAAGCUGUCGAUUACAAGAAGCCAUUUUUUUAAAACGUCCAUCUUCCAUAAUGUUAUAAACAGAAAGAAUCAUUAAGCUGAAUUUCGCCUCUAAAAUCAAAGGCGAUCAAGUGUUUUCAAGCUGUUUCAUCAAACAUGGGAUUUAACAGGAGGUUUGUUUUUUUUAUCAUGUCAGAUAAAUGAAUUUAAAACCAAACUCAAGUCGGGGUCAAAAACUUUUCUCAUAACAUCUCACAUGAAAUCAUAGUUACUGUAUCUCAUAUUCUGCAGGUGUUUAAGCUUAGGAAUGUUUGCUGAAAACACUCAGCGAAGCAAAGAAAACAGAAUUUAUUAUUUUUUUUAUUUUAUAUAUAUAUAUAUAAACACACUUCUGACCCGCAGCUUCGUUCGUCUGAGCUGCGUUCAUGUCAAAACACAUUUAUCAUAAACAGCUGCUGCACAACACAGAUUCCCAGAAGUCCUGAGAGAUUUCGCACCAGAUCAAAUAUCUCAGGACUUGGGAAGCCCUCCCCCCCUCCCCCUCCUCCCCCACCUGUAGCUCUCAUACCUGCAUUACAGAUGAUGGAAAAAAAGACAAUAUUAUCUCUUACAUGUUAAUGAUUUCACUUACACUAUGAUGAUAUGACUCCUAAUACUUCUGCUGCAGCUUUUUAUACUUUAAAUCCAACAAUAAGUCAGUUUUUUUUUUUUUGGAUGUUUUUCUUGAGAUUGUAGCGUCGUCAUAAUGUUCUUGAAAUCAUCUGACCGUCUCAUCUGACCAGAGAGGGCCAGCGGGGGGGGAGGGGGGGAAGGGGGGAGAAAUGCUAUGUAUAAUUUUUGUGUGUGUGUUUCACUUCUUGUCGUUUUUUUUUUUUUAAAUCAGAGCUUCAACAGAAACACGACCGUCAGUCUUGUAAAAGGCUUCAAAUUCUCUUUGUUUUUCUGUUGCCGGGCGAAAACCACUGCGAGGAAAAAUCAGUUUUUCAGGACAAAAAAGGGGGAAAUUUUUUUGUUUGUUUUUUUUUUGUGUGUGUCUGACAUCCAUUAACUUGAUAUUUUAACAGGUUUCAAUGACCCCGAAAGGUCACGAAACCUUAAAAAAAAAAAACACAUCAAUGAACUUGUCUGUUUUUGUCUACAGCAGCAGUAACGCACUCCUCUGCCAGCUGAGUGUGUGUUGGUGUGUGUGUGUGUGUGUGUGAGUGACAGAGUGAGUGUGUGAGAGUGUGUGUGUGUGUGUGAAUGGAGAGUGUAAUCAGAAAGCUUGUUUACUGCUGUAUUUCACUGCACAGUGUCAAACAGCACUGAAGCAGACACACACACACACACACACACAGAGAAAGGAGUGAAUCCCGUUUUCUUUACUAAUCUGUACAGCGUUUCUUUUGUUUAUUUGUUUAAUUUCUCUAUUUUGUUUGUUGUUGUUUUUUUUGCUGUUAGUCAUUUUUAAAUGUUUGUACAAGGCAAUUUUUUUUUUGUUUCAAUUUUUCUAUAAGAAAAAGAAAAGAUGAGCAGAGACGAGUUGAAAUUUUGCUUUUGAGAGAAAAAAAAAAAUUAAACAAAUGAGGAACA
This is a messenger RNA of Thunnus maccoyii (southern bluefin tuna), 5873 nucleotides long. Its product is annotated as protein HIRA. Lineage: Eukaryota; Metazoa; Chordata; Actinopteri; Scombriformes; Scombridae. Gene Ontology annotation, biological process: chromatin remodeling; DNA-templated transcription; regulation of DNA-templated transcription. The coding region runs from base 235 to 3294 and encodes 1019 amino acids. Gene Ontology annotation, molecular function: protein binding; nucleosome binding. The record is from RefSeq and is a predicted model, not a curated record. Gene Ontology annotation, cellular component: nucleus; HIR complex. The transcript has 25 exons.